Acanthaster planci (crown-of-thorns starfish) is the source of this 4532-nucleotide messenger RNA. RefSeq lists its product as uncharacterized. Gene Ontology annotation, molecular function: protein binding; calcium ion binding. Gene Ontology annotation, biological process: cell-matrix adhesion. NCBI's taxonomy places the organism in Eukaryota, Metazoa, Echinodermata, Asteroidea, Valvatida, Acanthasteridae. The record is from RefSeq and is a predicted model, not a curated record.
GAUGCUUUGCUGUCAGAGGCUGAGCAAGAGAAUCAGCAGUCAAAGAAGGAUUUAAUAUCACCAACCAUUUACCCGCCAAAUUUCUUUCCAUACUGCGACGAACUACUUGAGAAACUCUACUUCACCGACAACGGUGUCAUAGUUCUCACCAAUGAUAAAAAACUAAAUAAAUGGGCCUUUCCUGCUGCCAAAAAAAUGAAGUUUUCCGAUGGAUUGAAAAUGGUUGUCCCAUUUUGGGCCGACGUCAAAGCCGAUGCGUUUUCUGGAGGAAAAAAUGUUUUCUGGCAGGUAUAUGACCAGUUGGACCCAACCACCAACCAAGACAUGUUACAAACCAUCAAAGAUAUCAUGUCAUCGUACUUGGAAGUUGGGGACGAUAUUCAACGUGCCUACUGGGCUCUAGUCGUUACUUGGAGUGGUGUACAACCCAAUUCGAAGGCAACUGAAACCAACACAUUUCAAGUCGUGCUACUGACAGACUCUAUCCACAGCUAUGCAAUGUUCAACUACGAUCCUUGCAAUAUGAACUGGGACACUGCCUUCCUUCCCAAUAAAAAUGUUAUAUUGGGCUACACGUGCGGAGAGUCUGACCAGAGCGUGUACGUAGAUGUGCCUGAAGAUUCGCUCUUCCGUCCAGGCACCAUCGUUGGGAAUUCUGGUAAGAGGGGACGCUGGGUGUUCCAGCUGGACAGCCACACCAACGAUUUCUUCAACCCUCGAUUAUCCUGCCACAACUGGUACAGUCGUCAGGCUCCCUAUCCAAUCUUCAAUGUGUACUAUCCUGCAUUUGCUGACACGUGUCCCUGCAGCAUGAGAAAUGCUAGGCGCGAUUUGCGAUUCUUGAGGAUGACCCAUCGUAAUUAUGUUCCACCGGGAGACGUCUGGGAUUUCUUCCAAGACACAUCUGUUGCUUGCUAUGUGAGACUUUUCCAAGCCCCAGGAACCCCUGGCCCACAGUGCUGCUAUAAGAUAUAUACUGGUGAUCUGUUGUAUGACGUAAGGAAUCCGAGAGUUGCUUCAGUAUUUGAGAGGUUCCCAUUCAGUCAAAAUUUCUACACACCUGAGGUGUUUCAAAAGUGGUACGAGGAAGAAGUAUUUUCCCGUUACUACUGCUGUGAAAAGUCCAACCUCUGUCACCUUUACAUCGAAUGGCGCCCCCUCAUGACCUGCUCUGAGUAUACACCACCCUUUGGAGGGUGGUUCUGGGGAGACCCGCAUGUGAGAACUCUUGAUGGUUUGGACUACACCUUCAAUGGCCUGGGUGAAUACACACUAGUUCUCAUCGAAGACCCGGGUAGAGGCGAAAGAAUCUUCGAACUACAAGGCCGGACACAGAGAGUAUACGACGCAAACAGAGAUGAACUAACCAACGCGACCUCAUACAUUGGCUUUGCGGCCUUAGAUGAUGUCAGCGGUGCAAGGGUUGAAGUUAAAAUCAACAAAGAUGCCACAGAUCUCAUUACAACAGUGAAUGGGAACGUCGUUGAACCCACAGUCGUUGGGUUGGUUUUCGACGGUUUAACGGUGAAAAAGGAAGAUGAUCCUCCUAAAGUUGUGGCAAUAUUCGCUUCUGAUACCCAAUUUUCUGUUGGUGUGAACAACAGUUUAGUUGACAUAACUGUCCACCUUAGCCAGAAUUACAAAGGAAAAACAAAGGGCUUACUUGGUGUUUGGGAUGGCAACAGUACUAACGAUGUCCUAAGGCGUGACGGAGCAUUCCAGCAACCUACUGGUACCGACGGGGAAAUGCUUGAAGUGGACUACUUUGAAUUUGGUGAAACCUGGCGUGUCUCUAUUAACGAUUCGCACUUCUACUACUUGCCGCCCGAUGAGAGCUGGGAUAACAUGAAUGACUUGGAUUUCCGGCCAAAAUUCUUAGACGAUCUACUCGCCAGUGUUGAUGCUGAGCAAAGCCAAAAGAUAAUUGCAAUCUGUGGGGACAACAAAGAGUGUCAGUACGAUUCGUUAGUACUGAAUGACACAACUGUUGGAGUUGCCACAUUGGAAUUGAAUGAAAAGAACACCGACGACCUGAAAUUAGCAACAAAUUACCCUCCAAUGCUGACACUGAUUGACAGCAUUGAUGCCACUGUUGGCGAAUCCUUGGUGCUGCAAUUAAGUGCUACUGAUCCUGAUGGUGACCAUGUAGAAUUCCGUUUAUUAGAGGAUGUCCGGGACGCAGUCCUCACAGAAGAUGGAGUCUUUACCUGGUUACCCAUGGACACGUCAAAGGUCAGAGUCGGUUUCCUAGCUACUGAUGGUAGGUCUAAUUCUACACUUGAGCCGAUUGUGAGUCUGUGUGAUUGCAAAAAUGGCGGAACUUGCCUCUCGGGCCAGUACGUUGAUGGCACUAAUCUCAUUCAAGACCGCUUUGGUGUUUUGCUGUGCAAAUGUGAGCCGGGAUGGAGCGGUGAGUUCUGUGAGGUUGACUACGACGCAUGCGCGGACGACCCAUGCUUUUUGGGCGUGGAUUGCAAAGAUGAGGCGCCACCACUUUUAAACAGCACGUGCGGACCUUGUCCAGAGGGACUUGAAGGCGAUGGAAAGACCUGCGCAGACAUUGAUGAAUGUGUGGAGAUGAGCACAGAUGACCAAGCUAGCAGUGGUAGGCGUGGAUGUGAUCAGAUCUGUGAGAACACUCUGGGGGGAUUCAAGUGCCGCUGCAGGACAGGUUACUUUCUGGACGAAGAUGGGAAGACUUGUUUAAAAUUGUCAGCGUCUAACUGUUUGAAUGGAGGGGAAUUUGACGAAGAGGCGCUUGAAUGUAUUUGCCCAUGGACUUAUUCUGGACCAACCUGUGCAGAUGAAAACCGAUGUCUGUCCAACAGCAGCCUGUGUUCAGAGCUUGGGCAGCAAUGUUUGCCGGAUACGAACGAAGAGGGCUUCUCGUGUCAAUGCCGCGGCUUUGAGGGAUACGUCAAAAUGGAUAAUGGCUCUUGCAAGCAAAUCCCUUCAAUUGGAGUAGUUAUCACUGCUAAUUUAGAUUUCAAGAAGGCCUUCAAGACUCCAACGUCUAACGCAUUCGAGAGGACUGCAUCGAUGUUUGAACGGGCGAUAAUGAAUAGGCUUGCAACAAACGAAACCACAUGGAGCGCCCUGUCAGCGGAAGUGACAAAGAUAGAGGAAGGCAGUGUGGUUGUCACAUCGGUGGUGUCGUUCCCAGAAAGCACAGUGCCCUCUGCAGCCAAUCUGGAGGACGUUCUAUCCAGAAGUAAAACCGUCUUUGAUGGGAAUGUCACGAUAACUAUCGAUCCAGACUCUGUUCGUGCCAAAGUGGUGUCAACAGCCUGUGCCUCUGGCCAAUGCCUUAAUGGCGGGACCUGCGAAAGACCACAUUUCUCUCCGUGGCUUAUAUGCAGAUGUCAAGCGGCAUUUACUGGGGAGAGAUGUGAAACUGAGAUGGAGUCGGUACCAAGCGAAGGUGGUAUGUCUACCGUUGCCUUGGUGACGAUCAUCAUAGGCACACUUUUACUCGUCCUCGUCGUGGUUGCUGCGCUUUUCUACAUAACGCUGAGGAAAAAGAACAAAGUUGAACCUGUCUUCACUAUCCAAAGUCGAAAGGCAUCAACAGACAAUGAAAACGAUCGCCAUGUGGAGCUUGAAUUGGUACCUGUUGAAGAAGACGCAAAAUAAUGCGGCCUCUGAACUCAAAAGAAUGAAGACUACCAGAAUCAGGCAAUAGAAAUGAUGCUUCUUACGCAACAAAAAAGCUUAUUAGAUAACUCAGAUUUCAAUAACUUUAUUUCAGUAUGUCACUAUAAUCAGUGCUUAUCUGGGAAUUUUUUUGUAUUAAUGUUGAUAGUUAUGAUUAUAAUCCUUGAAGAGAGUAAAUACUACGGCAUUAGUGUCACACAAUCGGAUAAUUAUACAUUACCAUUUGUGUUUUUAAAGCAUCUUUGACUUUCACGUUAUUUUCUGUGACAGAUUUUUAGCGAACAAACUCAAAUAAAUUAAGUUUAUCUCUUACGUAAAAGUAUAGAAGCAUUCCUGACUGUUUUACAAUAUGCUCCAUUCAAGUCCCGUAAUUGAUUUUUUUUUUUGGGGGGGGGAAUGUUUUCGCCUUAACAUAGAUUUAGUUUUGUUCCGCAUUAAAAGCCUUUUCAUUUUUAUUCAGUUUAAUUUAAAUCGGAGUCUCAUCACCUAAAAUUUUUCAACCAUUUGCAAAUUUUAUAUUGACUUGUUGCUAUUAGCAGCUUUUUGUAAAUUAGAGGAAGCAAAUUAGUGUAAAUCGUUGACAUAUGGCUUCGCGUAGUAUGAGAUGUAUUUGCAUAGUCGAGCUCUGCAACUAUAGGAGGGAAGUGAUAUGCCCUCGUUAUGGCGCCUUUCUACAUCAGAUUAGUCAAAACUAUAACUAUAUUUACUCUGUUUACUCUUUUUAGCUUGGCUUUUUAUAUCAACAUGGUUGUGGCAAUGAUUGGAAGCAUAUAAUGGUACCUAUUAACUACACAAGGAUAUAAAUUUAGCACUAUACAGAGUAUACACUGAUGCUGCCAUUUUUCAGUUUAUGUUCCAUUAAAAAUCACUCUCUCAAU